AUGGAUUCGGUCAAAAAACAGUCAAUUGAACAAUUGGAAAUUGCACCUGAUGUGAAUCGCCCUCUUAUCGAUCCAAUAGCUGAGAAAAAAUUGCUUAGGAAAGUCGAUCUGAGGAUUUUACCGCCAUUGACUGUUCUCUUUCUUCUGGCUUUCUUGGACCGCACGAAUAUUGGUAAUGCAAAGAUUCAGGGUAUGACUGCUGAGUUGAAGAUGGGCGGACAUGAUUACAACAUUGCUCUGUUUGUGUUUUUCAUACCGUAUGUACUUCUAGAGGUGCCGUCGAAUGUUGUGUUGAAGAGGAUAUCGCCGAGUUUGUGGUUGAGUUGUAUUAUGGUUCUUUGGGGCAUCGCAACUAUUGGACAAGGGUUGGUCAAGAGUUUCGAAGGACUCGUAGCUAUGAGGGUCUUGGUCGGCAUCUUCGAAGCUGGACUGUUUCCUGGCUGCGUCUAUUUGAUCAGCAUGUAUUAUCAGCGUUACGAAUUACAAUGGCGACUUUCUCUAUUCUUUUCGGCUAGUAUUCUCGCCGGUGGUUUCGGAGGCCUUCUUGCCUACGCCCUCGCGAAGAUGGAUGGAAUAGGUGGAUACUCAGGCUGGCGAUGGAUCUUCAUCAUCGAAGGCCUCUUGACAGUAAUCGUCGGCAUAAUAGCCAGAUUCUGGGUCUGCGACUGGCCCGAAACCGCAAACUUCCUCACAGAAGAAGAACGAGCAAUGCUAACAUCCCGUCUCCAAACCGACUCGGGAGAAGCAAUAAUGAACAGACUAGACAAAGCAGCCGCCAAACGCAUCUUCACCGAUUGGAAAAUCUACACCGGCGUCAUAAUGUACAUGGGAAUAGUAAACACAGGCUACUCCGGCUCCUUCUUCGUCCCCACCAUAAUCCGCGAACUGGGCUAUACAUCCGCCUCCGCCCAAAUCCGCAGCAUCCCCAUCUUCAUCGUCGCUGCCAUUUGCUCCAUCGCCUCUGCCUACCUUACCGACCGCCUCCGCCAUCGUUUCGGCUUUUGCAUUUUCGGUCUCGUGGUCGCGUCGGUGGGAUAUGUGAUUUUACUCGCUCAAGAAGGCUUAUCAGUGGCGGUCAAGUAUUUCGCAUUAUUUCUCGUCGUACCUGGUGGGUACAUCACCCAGCCCAUCGUGCUGGCUUGGGUGCAGAAUUGCAUGAGUGGACAUUACAAGCGCUCCAUUUCCGCAGCCAUGACUGUAGGAUUUGGAAAUCUGGGCGGAAUAGUCGCGAGUAAUGUUUUCUUCACCGAGGAAGCUCCUUUGUACAAGACUGGAUAUGGAGUUGGAUUGGGCUUUUUGUGGAUUUGUGGUGUGGGGUGUGUUGUGUUGUUUUUGGGUGUGAUUUGGGAGAAUAGGAAGAGGGAUAGGGGGGAAAGGGAUUGGAGGUUACAGGGGGAGGAUGUGGAUAAUCUUGGCGAUGACCAUCCGAGCUUUAGGUUCGCUACCUAAGAGGGUCAGGGGAGAGAUUGACAGACGAGUGACAACAUGUGCAGACAAAAGGUCAUCGAGAUGUGUGGCUAGCUUUGUCGGAGGAGGCUGGGAGGCUAGUCGAAACAGGGUGACACCUUUAACAAAACUUGCAAGCCUUUUUUUUGACGAUAAGU
Molecule: messenger RNA, 1604 nt
Organism: Aureobasidium pullulans EXF-150
Lineage: Eukaryota; Fungi; Ascomycota; Dothideomycetes; Dothideales; Saccotheciaceae
Product: MFS general substrate transporter
Exons: 7
Coding region: 1-1449 (482 amino acids)
Biological process (GO): transmembrane transport
Cellular component (GO): membrane
Molecular function (GO): transmembrane transporter activity
Source: RefSeq, a predicted model, not a curated record